AUGCAAAACCCAUCCUGUCUACUCUACGGACCAGGCGAUGUCCGUUUUGAAGAUCAGCCCCUCCCAAUCAUAGAAAACCCCCACGAUGUGAUCGUCCGCAUCGCCUACAUAGGCGCUUGUAGCAGUGACGUUCACUUCUGGCUUCAUGGCGGCGUCAAAAAUAAUUACGUCUCGGAAGAUGAGCCUCUAGUACUGGGCCACGAGGCUUCUGGCAUCGUCCACGACGUCGGUCUUGAAGUCUUAAACCUGCAACCAGGUGACCCGGUCGCUAUCGAGCCAGGUGCACCAUGCCGACUAUGCAGUCGCUGUAAACUAGGAAAAUACAACUUGUGCCCGUUGAUGAAGUUCGCUGCGUCCCCGCCUUUCCAUGGGACGUUGACAAAGUAUUACAAAAUCCCUGCUGAUUGCUGCUACAAGAUCCCGCCUAGUGUGGGCAUAUCCUUUGGACUUGACGAGGCUGUCUUGAUUGAGCCGCUCAGUGUGGCUGUACAUUCUGUUCGCCAGGUUUGCGUACAACCUGGCGAUAAGGUCGUUGUUUUCGGCGCCGGAACAAUAGGAUUACUAUGUGCGGCUGUGGCACGGGAAUUCGGCGCUUCGACUGUAAUGUCCGUGGAUAUCAAUCGGGAAAAGCUUGAUUUUGCCCAUUCGUUUGUUCCGAAUGGACGCUUAUCGUUUUCAACCGCUAUACCAAACCAGUCCCUUUCGUCGGAGGAGAAUGCGCAGUGUUUGAGGGGGAUGCAUCGGAGCUCACAUUUUACAGAGUCCGAUGUGCCUGGCUUCGAUGUUGCUAUUGAGGCUACGGGAGUCGAGGCUUGCAUUCAGAUGGCUAUUCAUUCGCUGAGGGUUGGUGGCUCGUUCGUGCAGACAGGAGUUAGAAACAAGAAUGUUGUUUUCCCGAUUGCCACUGUCUCGGAGAACGAGAUCAGUGUUAAGGGAUGUCAUCGGUAUGGGGCGGGGGAUUUUAAGAUGGCGCUCGAGUUGGCCUUUACGAGGAAGAUUGAGUUGAAGCCGCUUAUCACUGACAUUGUUGAUUUUGAGGAUGUCGUUGAGGCGUGGGAGACCACGGCGCGUGGCGAGGGGAUUAAGACGUUGAUUCGGGGGGUUGGGUAUACGGAUGACCUGGAGGAGUUUGCAUUGGAGAGAAAUGGGACUUCGAGAUAUGGAUCGCAUUACGCGUGA
Penicillium longicatenatum is the source of this 1179-nucleotide messenger RNA. Its product is annotated as NAD(P)-dependent alcohol dehydrogenase. The record is from RefSeq and is a predicted model, not a curated record. Gene Ontology annotation, biological process: D-sorbitol catabolic process. Gene Ontology annotation, molecular function: L-iditol 2-dehydrogenase (NAD+) activity; zinc ion binding. The transcript has 2 exons. Lineage: Eukaryota; Fungi; Ascomycota; Eurotiomycetes; Eurotiales; Aspergillaceae. The coding region runs from base 1 to 1179 and encodes 392 amino acids.